Messenger RNA from Fusarium oxysporum Fo47, 765 nucleotides. RefSeq lists its product as uncharacterized. The record is from RefSeq and is a predicted model, not a curated record. The coding region runs from base 1 to 765 and encodes 254 amino acids. NCBI's taxonomy places the organism in Eukaryota, Fungi, Ascomycota, Sordariomycetes, Hypocreales, Nectriaceae. Gene Ontology annotation, biological process: protein insertion into mitochondrial inner membrane from matrix; mitochondrial respiratory chain complex III assembly. The transcript is spliced from 5 exons. Gene Ontology annotation, cellular component: mitochondrial inner membrane.
AUGGAAUUUAAUACAUCGUCCCUCAAGGCUCGAGCAUCAGCCAACGUAGAGUACGCAGCUCAUAAUUAUAAAGUACAAUCACAAGAAGUAGCUGCGACAGAAUCGAGCUUGGACAUUGCAAAGCUACAAGCACUGGCGUCCCCCCAAUUUGUUCCAGCAGGAACGUCGUCCAUUUUGUAUGAAGGAACAAAGUUCGUCUUCAGUCGAAAGUCAUUGCCCGCACCGCAAGGCCAAAGCCUACCGCGUAAUAAUGAGCGACUCGAGAUCAUUGCUAAUUGCAGAAUGCACAAGCUAUUUGAAAGAUUACUAUGGGAUAUCAGAAGGGAGAACUAUGAAAGAAGGCAAGGGGAAACCAUGUUAUUCCAUCCCAAUAACGACGGAGAAUGGCGAUACUUUGGCCUGAAACCGAAACGCGAUAUUAGCACAGUUGUCCUCGAGGAAGCCAAGAAGAAAUCUAUUCUCGACGAUGCCAGGAGCUACCUCUCAUCUAGGUCAUGCCUAAACGAUUCCAAUAUCGGGGAAGAGGCGUUUGCCUUCUUGUUGUCGAGAGGCGCUUUGCCGAGCCAGUGUCUUGUUCUUCUCGAGGAUGUAGACUUAGCUGGGCUACAACAGAAUUCUAACGACACCAACCAAGGGCUAUCACUUUCUAGUGUUCUCAGCGCGAUUGACGGCCCACACGGUCAAGAAGGUCGCCUCCUUAUUAUGACGAAGAACCAUAUAGAUAAUGUCGCUGAGGCACUGAAACGACCUGGCCGCGCUGAUUGA